This is a messenger RNA of Sphenostylis stenocarpa, 1734 nucleotides long. The record is from the annotation of a GenBank genome assembly. Lineage: Eukaryota; Viridiplantae; Streptophyta; Magnoliopsida; Fabales; Fabaceae.
AUGUCUAAAUCGUUGAAGCUCAAUGCCUCCAACCCUAAACUCUGGCUCCUCCUCGGAAUAGGACUCGCCGGCGCCGUCGUUCUAGCCGAGACCCGGCGGAGACGACGCCGGAAGCUUCCCAAAGAGGACUUCGGUGCAUUCGUAGAGCGGUUCGAACUUCUCCCCAUUCCUCAGCCCGACCAAACGCAAGCGCUCUCUGCCCUAACCUUCGCCAUCAAAGACAUAUUCGAUGUUAAGGGGUAUGUGACGGGAUUUGGGAACCCUCAUUGGAAGAGGACGCACGCUGAGGCUGAGAAGACUGCGAUUGUCAUCACUGCUCUCCUCUCCAACGGUUCUACUUGUGUCGGCAAGACUGUUAUGGAUGAAUUCUCUUUUGGGAUUUUCGGCGAGAACAAGUUUUAUGGAACGCCAACCAAUCCUUACUUGCCCUCAUCUAUCCCUGGCGGUUCUUCCAGUGGUUCAGCUGUUGCUGUUGCUGCUCGCCUCGUUGACUUUGCUAUUGUUGCAGCAUGGCUUGCCAUGCAUAGUCUUUCUCUUUCUUAUCCAUGUAAAGGUACCGAUACAACAGGAUGUGUGAGAAUUCCAGCAGCAUUCUGUGGUAUUUUUGGGUUUCGACCAUCUCAUGGGCUUGUAUCCACCAUUGGAGUUCUUCCAAAUGCACAAAGCUUGGACACUGUUGGAUGGUUUGCUCGGGAUGCUUCUGUCCUACGUCGUGUUGGACUUGUUUUACUUUCAAUGAAUUUGGUGGAGCUCAAAAGGACAAGGCGUAUUAUCUUUGCUAAUGAUCUUUUUCAAUUAUCUAAAGUUCCUUCACAGAAGACGGUGUAUGUUAUUGGCAAAGCAAUUGAGAAUUUGUCUGGUUGUAAAUAUGAAUUCAGAACCAAUCAUGAAGAAUGGGUUAAAUCAGUCAAACCCAGGUUUGGGCGUGCUGUGUCUGAGCGUGUUAUUGCGGCCAUGAAUACUACACAUGAUAAUGUGAAAACCUUGUAUAAAGUAAGAACUGAAAUGCGGGUUGCUUUCCAACGUUUGUUAAAGGCUAUGCCCUUAUCUCCUGUUUUGAUUGUUCUACAGGAUGAUGGAAUACUAGUUAUUCCCACUGUUCCAGAUGAUCCAUUAAAGCUUGAUACGGAGAAAGGAUUUUCUUCUGAGUUUCAUGAGAGAGCUUUUGCACUAUCUAGCAUUGCUAGUAUCUCCGGAUGUUGUCAGGUUGCAAUUCCAUUAGGAUAUCAUGAUUGUUGUGCUUCUGUCUCGUUCAUCUCAGCACAUGGAGCUGAUAAAUUUCUUCUUAAUACGGUUUUGGAUAUGUAUACAACUCUUCAGAAGCAAGUCAGUGUCGCUUAUGCUUUGCCUCUGCCGGAGACAAACGGUGGUAUGGAAAGUUCUGAGCUUCUAAAGGAGAAGGGAAAUGCAGCCUUUAAAGGAAGGCUGUGGAAUAAGGCAGUCGAUUACUACAGCAAGGCUAUUAACUUGAAUGGGACAAAUGCAACUUACUUCAGCAACCGCGCAGCUGCUUACCUAGAAUUAGGAUGCUUUCAGGAAGCUGAAGAGGACUGCAAUAAGGCCAUAUUACAUGAUAAGAAGAAUGUGAAGGCAUACCUGAGGCGUGGAACUGCUAGAGAAUUACUACUUCGUUAUAAGGAAGCUCUAAAAGAUUUCCAGCAUGCUCUCGUUCUUGAGCCGCAGAACAAGACUGCUAGUCUUGCAGAGAAGAGACUCAGAAAAUCGAGGAGUUGA